Messenger RNA from Arachis duranensis, 430 nucleotides. Its product is annotated as auxin response factor 8-like. Gene Ontology annotation, molecular function: DNA binding; protein binding. The record is from RefSeq and is a predicted model, not a curated record. NCBI's taxonomy places the organism in Eukaryota, Viridiplantae, Streptophyta, Magnoliopsida, Fabales, Fabaceae. Gene Ontology annotation, biological process: regulation of DNA-templated transcription; response to hormone.
AUCAUUUGUCAACAAUGUUUGGUAUAUCAAAAUACUUUCACCUGAAGAUAUUCAAAAGAUGGGAGAUCAAGGCGUAGAAUCUCGCGACAGUGCUCCCGGCCUACCAUCAAUAGGGGAUUACUGAGAUAUUGAAAACUAUCCCUUCAAUUCCCACGGUCAUGACAUAAGUAUCACAUGCUUUGAACACUACUUUUAGACCAGAACUUGCAUAUCUAGAUAUGUUCUGUAUUAUCUAUCUGUUCCACUUUCACCAUCUUAAUUACUUGGAGAGUUGAUAAAAUUUAUGAUAAGAAACUUAGGACAAACUAUUUUUGUUUAAUCAAGAGAAUCUCAGGACAAAGAUUUGUUCUACUAGUUUGUAACUUAUGUACUGAAUGCUAGAAAUGUUAGUAUUAUUAUUAUCACUAUUCACUACUGUACUAUUUGGUAA